AUGGCAUUUCAAGUGAAUUGCAGUAUUGAGAGGAGGCCCACCCUCUCACACAACUUGGAUCACUUCAAGACCUUAUUUUCUUCUGUUUUCAAGCCAAUCCUAAGAGAAGUGCAACAAGUACACAUGCACAUAGAUGUUUCCAGAACAAUGAAGAAUUCUUCUGCGAAAAUACUGGACGCCUUUGUGGAUUCGGUGUUUGAGUUUUCUGACCAGCCAUUGCUCCCUUCUCAGGAUAACUUUUCUCCCGUCAACGAGUUGAAAGAAGCCGUUCUGAUUACUGAGAUUGAAGGGGGAAUUCCCGAUAGUUUCCGUGAAGGUGUCUACAUCAGAAAUGGACCGAACCCCCUUUUUGGAGGACUGAAAUUGACUAAGUCCGUGUUUGGAAGGUCAAGUCACACUUGGGUGGAAGGAGAAGGAAUGCUUCAUGCUUUGUAUUUUAAUAAAGAUGGCGAUGGGAGGUGGAAUGUUGUGUACAAUAACAGACAUGUUCAAACCGAAACGUUCAAGCUAGAAAAGCAAAGAAACAAGCCUUCUUUUCUACCCGCCAUUGAAGGCGAUUCACCCGCCAUUUUGUCUGCUUAUCUGCUUAAUUUGUUGAGAUUUGGGAUGGUAAACAAGUAUAUAAGCAACACCAACAUUUUCGAGCAUUCGGGGAAAUACUACUCAGUUGCAGAGAACGAUGUGCCUCAAGAGAUUGACAUUUGUACUCUGAAAACUUUAGGCAAUUGGGAUGUGAAUGGAGCAUGGAAACGGCCAUUUACCAGCCACCCAAAGAGAGCUCCAGGUAGCGGAGAGCUGGUUAUUAUAGGGGUGGAUGCUGUUAAACCUUUCCUCGAAGUGGGGUUGAUUUCUGCUGAUGGAAAGAAAUUGAUUCACAAAGUGGAUCUCGGACUGAACAGGUCUAGCCUUAUUCAUGACAUAGGGGUCACCCAGAGGUAUCUUGUGAUUAUGGAUUUUCCGCUGACAAUAGACAUAAAAAGACUUAUUCGUGGAGGCCCAUUAAUAAAGUACAAUAAGGAAGAAUAUGCAAGGAUUGGGAUAAUGCCUCGGUAUGGCGAUUCUGAUUCAAUCAAGUGGUUUGACGUUGAACCCAAUACCACAUUUCACAUUCUCAACAGCUUCGAGGACGGUGAUGAGGUUGUGGUGUGGGGGUGUAGAGCCCUUGAUUCAAUCAUACCGGGGCCGGAUAUGGGUCUGAAUAAAUUUGAGUGGUUUUUCAGAAGAUUUAAACCUAUAAAUUGUAAAGAGGAAAAAAAUCCUAGUAACUCAACAGAAGAUGGAUCCCUAUUUACUCGUUGUUACGAAUGGAGAUUAGACAUGCAAACUGGAGAAGUUAGGGAGAGAAAUCUCACAGCAACAGAAUUCUCUAUGGAGUUUCCUAUCAUCAAUGGAAACUUUACAGGAGUUAAAAAUAAAUACGGAUAUACUCAAGUUGUUGAUUCCAUUGCGAGCUCUACCUCAGGCAUGAUGAAAUUUGGAGGUCUAGCCAAACUACACUUUGAGGAGCCAGAUCAGGAGGAGCUGAUAAAGGUGCAAUAUCAUAUGUUUGAGGAGAAUACCUUUUGCUCUGGUGCUGCUUUUGUCCCCAAAGGAGCAGGUUCUUCUGAAGAAGAUGAUGGUUGGAUCAUCACUUUUGUACACAAUGAAGAUACUAACAUAUCUAAAGUUUAUAUAAUUGAUACAAAGAAGUUUUCCGGGGAACCUGUUGCCAAGAUUACUUUACCUUGCAGAGUUCCAUAUGGAUUUCAUGGAGCUUUCAUGCCAAUCAGCUCAUUGCAAACUCGAUGA
Juglans microcarpa x Juglans regia is the source of this 1788-nucleotide messenger RNA. RefSeq names its product carotenoid 9,10(9',10')-cleavage dioxygenase 1-like. The record is from RefSeq and is a predicted model, not a curated record. The transcript is spliced from 13 exons. NCBI's taxonomy places the organism in Eukaryota, Viridiplantae, Streptophyta, Magnoliopsida, Fagales, Juglandaceae. Gene Ontology annotation, cellular component: chloroplast stroma. Gene Ontology annotation, molecular function: carotenoid dioxygenase activity. The coding region runs from base 1 to 1788 and encodes 595 amino acids. Gene Ontology annotation, biological process: carotene catabolic process.